GUUAAAAAGGCGUGCUAGCACGUACUGUAAAUGUUGUCGAUUCCAGAAUCAGUCCAGAUAUCAUUAUUACCGUACAUCCAAAAAUAUUUCCCCAUUUCUGAGUUUCUGUUUGUUUGGUUUUGAGGUUAUUCUUCUCUCCCUCAUUAUGGCUGGUAGAGCUGUAUCAUUGUUCACAAAGACCGUGCUCAAUGCAACAGCGAGGAAUUCAGUGCUAAAGUUGACAGGCUGCCAGGCUCCUCGACUGGGCAUUCAGCAGCAGCGAUGGCAAACUGCCCCUGCUGCCAAUCCUGCACCUGGCGCAGGCCCCACCACAGCUCCUCCGCAUGCUCCCACUGUUGCCAAACACGAUAAGGCCUUGAAGGAACGACUGACAGAGUUCGGGCAGUUUGUCGCGCAGUGCUUGCCCAAGUAUGUGCAGAAGGUUUUGGUUACUGGCACGGAUGAACUCGAGGUGUUGAUUGCUCCAGAAGGUGUUCUUCCCGUGAUGUUGUUUCUGAAAAACCAUCACUUGUGUAUGUUUUGGAAUUUAGUGGAUCUUGCUGUAAUGGAUGUGCCCACAAGAAAGUACCGCUUUGAGAUCAUUUACAAUUUUUUGUCGCUACAAUACAACUCUCGCAUCCGCGUGAAGACUUACACCGACGAAAUGACGCCGAUUGAUUCCCUUUGUCCCAUUUUUCCGGCGGCCAACUGGUACGAACGCGAAGCCUGGGACAUGUUCGGAGUGUUUUUCCAUAAUCAUCCCGAUCUGCGACGAAUAUUGACGGAUUACGGGUUCGAAGGCCACCCUUUCCGAAAGGAUUUCCCAUUAUCCGGAUAUGUUGAGUUGAGAUACGAUGACGAAGCGACGCGAGUGGUGGUGGAGCCUUUGGAACUCACUCAGGAAUACCGGAAGUUCGACCUGCCCAGUCCAUGGGAAGUGUUUCCUGAAUUCAGGGAAUCAAUGGAAGUUCCACUGCACUCUGGCAAACCGGAAGAUAAACCGCAAGUGACGCCUGGACUUCCGCAGCAACCAACGGCUAAUACACCACCAAAGAAGUAACAGCGUUUUAGAGGGUUAUCAUAGCUAUUGUUUUAUUGUUUAUCAUAACUUUGCCACCAAGAUUUUAAUGUAAAUAUUAAAUUGCUUUGGAAGAACCUUCCAAACUAGUGUAUUUACGCAACUUUAAACAGUAGGGUUUAACAGGCAGAAAUAAAAGUUACAAAUUUCGUCUG
Molecule: messenger RNA, 1212 nt
Organism: Paramacrobiotus metropolitanus
Lineage: Eukaryota; Metazoa; Tardigrada; Eutardigrada; Parachela; Macrobiotidae
Product: NADH dehydrogenase [ubiquinone] iron-sulfur protein 3, mitochondrial-like
Exons: 7
Coding region: 146-1039 (297 amino acids)
Molecular function (GO): NADH dehydrogenase (ubiquinone) activity
Source: RefSeq, a predicted model, not a curated record